Aspergillus melleus is the source of this 318-nucleotide messenger RNA. RefSeq lists its product as uncharacterized. The transcript has a single exon. The coding region runs from base 1 to 318 and encodes 105 amino acids. The record is from RefSeq and is a predicted model, not a curated record. NCBI's taxonomy places the organism in Eukaryota, Fungi, Ascomycota, Eurotiomycetes, Eurotiales, Aspergillaceae.
AUGUCAUGCCACGGACUUUCUUUGCAUUCCCUCGCUCUCAUCAAUCAUCAUUGCAUGAUCGCCACUCCUCUAUCUACUACUAAUCUACCAAUUGACCGCGUGGAUAUUUUUUUCCCUUCACCUUAUGCCGACAACAACCCCGCUACUUCCUCCGCCAACAGGUCAUGCAUCGGUGAAGUGGGAUGCAGACUAUUAAUCCACAGAUACUCGUCCGCCGCAUACUCGCAUUCGUCUAGUUUGGUGUCGAUUUCCGGCGUGCCACUGUCAACCUGGAUUAGCACCUUGGACCUACGCAAGGAGGGGCACAAGAAAAAAUAA